Fusarium tjaetaba is the source of this 1563-nucleotide messenger RNA. RefSeq lists its product as uncharacterized. The transcript has a single exon. The record is from RefSeq and is a predicted model, not a curated record. The coding region runs from base 1 to 1563 and encodes 520 amino acids. NCBI's taxonomy places the organism in Eukaryota, Fungi, Ascomycota, Sordariomycetes, Hypocreales, Nectriaceae.
AUGGCGACUUCAGGCGAGCCACAGCCUCGAAAUGCGGCACAGUCACAGUCUGUAACAGUGCCACAACCUGUACUAACACCAAGACUGCCCCUCGACAUCCUCUAUCACAUCGGAUCUCUUCUGGCUGCCGAGAUCGUCACUGAGCAUGAGCACCAAAUAGACAGCAACAGUUCCUGCGAUUGCUGCAUGGACAAGGCGUCAGCCACUCUCUCCAGACUGACAUAUACCUCCAAAGCCACCAGGGAUGUCUUGGAACCCUUGCUCUAUCGGAAUCUCAUCUUGACAAAUCCCCAGGAUGUCACAAACAUUUUCAUCAAUCUCAUUCAAAGGCCUGAACUUCGCCAACAUGUUCAGUACAUUCUUUGCUAUGCUGAUUUGGUGGGACUUCGGGUCAGGAAACUCGAAAUGCCCGAAUGCAAGAAGAUUUGGUCAAAGCGAUGUCCUUCCGACAAACCUGCUCUGAUGCGUCUUCUCGAUGGCGCUGGUCUUCACAAACUCGCUUGGUCGGCUUGUAUGCUUGAGCGAACAAAACAGCGAUUCAUGUUUUCUCCCGACUUCAAGCAUGAUGGCAUUCUGGAACUGCUGUUUGCCUCUAUUCUCUUCUUGUCGCCAAACGUCACCAGCUUUACCUGGCGGGAUUGCAACAACAAUCCAAAGGCCUUCAUACUGGAUCACAUUAUGUGCAAGGCGGUGCAUGAUGGCCUCCCUCUCAUGCCAAAGCUGCAGAAACUCAGCACCGAAAAGGCGGAGUUUGAGGAGAGCAAGCAAGCACAAUUCUUCACCCCGCACAUCAACCUGUGGGAGAAUCUGUACAGCCUACAACUCAACGACAUCGACUUGGACAUGGAGUUCGUUCUGAUGCUUUUUAAUGGAAGUUUCAAGGAGAACCGGCCCGUGAGAGAACUUAUCGUUCGCUGUGUGGCUGGUUCAGAGCGACCAGAGAGCUUGACUUCGUUCCCACCAGGUUUCGAACUGGCAUCGACAAUGCUUCUGGGGGACAAGAAUCUCGAUACGUACAAGGACCAGUUCAAAGCCUUCCCUAACCUCAACCUCCUCGAUGUCACUUUUGUCUUUCACAGAGGACGCAUGGAAGAAGGUUCACUCACUUUGAAGGCUUUCCUACACGCCGUUGGAUCACCCAAGCGCCUAUGCUUGAACGGCCAUCCUCUACCGACUUCGACUCUAGAUACUGGCGUCACACACUCGAGACUCAAGUACCUCAAGGUCCGGGAAUUCCAGCUAAACGCCCUUGCAAAGACAACAUCUAAGGAUAACCUCAUCGCGGGGCUCAAUCAAUUCUGGAACAAAAAGUCCAUGAUCGUACCUAACCUUGAGGAGAUUGACUGGGAUCACUACAAAUUCAAGAGACAAGACAUGGAGGGCGAAGAUAAAGCCGUUUGGGAACUUAUUGGAGAAGAGGAGUGGGAAGAUGAUUCGGGGUCUGAUGAGGACGACGAUGAAGACGAUGAAGCACUUUGGUACUCUAUGGGAAGGGGUGAUAUAGAUGCAUUUGUAGAGAAUGCAAUGGAUGUAGAAGACAUGUGGGAUGCCUGGGGACCUUAG